CCUCCGCCAGUGACGUCACUUGUUCACGCCUCGCCCGAUGACGUCACGCGCCUGUGGCCUUAAACAAGAUGGAGGUCGCGCGUUAGGCCGGUAGGAGACUUCAAAUCAAACAUCGCCAUCACAACAACAACAACCACAACCACAACAACAAUAACAACACUAACAACAACAAUAACAACAACAAUUGUAGGAAUCUUCGUGAUCGUUGACACGCUUCUGUCGUCACCAACUCAUCCCAGCGACGAGAAUCGAUUCACGCCGCUCGCUUCACGUCAGCUCUCCUCACACCCUGGUGGUGAGGAGGUGGUGAGGAGCAAUGGCUCAAGCAAAGCCGCCAUGCCCUCGACUUAUCGACUACAUCAUCAUAGUGGGUGCCAGACACCCGCGAUGUGACGGGGCCCCCCAGAGCCCCGAGCUGCUCCGACGCUUCCCGGCCUCCGACCACUCCGGCUUCCCUCUGCCCCGAGACUCGGUGUGCUUCUGUCAGCCCGAGGGCUGUACCGUGAGCGUCCGCAGAGGCCGAGGCGGCGGUGGCGGAGGGGGGGUCGGUGGGGGGGCCGUGGGGGGAGGGGCCGGGGGGGCCGGGGGGGCCGGGGGGGCCGGGGGGGGCGGACUGCUGCGGACCGACUCGAGUUUCACGUUCACGCUCACGGACAAGGACUCCGGGACCGUGAGAUACGGGGUCUGUGCAAACUUCUACCGUCCGUUCCCCGCUACGAACCGUAACAAAGAGAAGGCAACAGCAGAGGGAGGUGGAGGAGGAGCGGAGGCACGGGGCACAGCACAGGCAGGUGAUGGUGGUGAUGGUGGUGGUGAGAACGUGAGAAGAUCUCCGGCCAAGACUCAAGCACGUCCACGCAGGAGCGUGACUGGCACGCACUCCCUCACCUCUCUCUGCAUCAUCUCCCACCCCCCGUUCCUCACCGCCUUCCGGGAGAUGUUGUUCAUCCUGAAGCGUCUCCCACCCACCCACCCACUCACCGUGUCUCCCACCCACCCACCCACCGUGUCUCCCAGGAGCGUGACUGGCACGCACUCCCUCACCUCUCUCUGCAUCAUCUCCCACCACCCGUUCCUCACCGCCUUCCGGGAGAUGUUGUUCAUCCUGAAACCCACCGUGUCUCCCAGGAGCGUGACUGGCACGCACUCCCUCACCUCUCUCUGCAUCAUCUCCCACCACCCGUUCCUCACCGCCUUCCGGGAGAUGUUGUUCAUCCUGAAGCGUCUGAUGGACGCCUGCGGCCUACGCACUGACGGAGCCACGCGGCGGCUCGCUCAGGCGCGCGUACUCGCACACAGAGAAGCCGUCUGGCGUCUGCUCACCACCACCACCACCUCCACCACCUCCACCACCUCCACCACCUCCACCACCUCGGCGUCCACCACCUCCGCGUCUCUUCGCCGAGACGUGGACGAGCUGGAGGCCUGGGUGGAGCGCCUCCUCCGUGCCCCGGUCCCGACGGCCGGAGUCGCCCGCCUGGAGCUGCUGGCCAUGCCACCUGAGCUGCAGGUGGCAUCGCCCAUCGUGAUGGCCUCGCCGGACGCGGGGCGACUCUCGCUGGUCGACUACCCGCUCCACCUGCCUCUCGAGCUGCUCGGGGUCGACCUGUGCCUCCACGUGCUGUGCUGCAUCGUGCUGGAGCACAAGGUGGUGUUCCAGUCGAGAGACUACAAUGCCCUCUCAAUGAGCGUCAUGGCGAUGGUGGCCAUGCUGUACCCACUGGAGUAUAUGUUCCCUAUCAUCCCACUGCUACCCACGUGCAUGGCCUCCGCUGAGCAGCUCCUCCUGGCCCCCACGCCGUACAUCAUCGGAGUGCCGGCCUCCUUCUUCCUCUUCAAGGCGGGGUUCCAUCUCCCGGACGACGUCUGGCUAGUCGACCUGGACACUAGCAAGGUGAUAACUCCCAAGGGAGCUGACUCCAUCCCCCCUCUCCCUGAGCCUGAAGCCACUCACCUCAAGACUAACCUCAAGCAGGCCCUGGCCAGCAUGAGCCUCAACACUCAGCCAAUCCUCAACCUCGACCGUUUCCAUGACAACAACAACGCGGGUGGGGGGGGCUCCCCCGGGGGGGGGGGCGCCGAGGCCCCCCUGCUGGGCCCCCCCCGUCUCCGUGACGACGCCUCGGCCCCCCCCUCGGCGCUCUGCAAGGAGUCGAACUCCCUCAUAUACGGAAACGACACGGACUCUGUUGACGUGGCUACCAGGGUGGCGUUGGUGCGCUUCCUAAACGGGCCCAACGUGCUCCGUGGCCUGUCGGAGCACACCCGCACCCUCCGGCUGUACCCAAGGCCUGUCGUGGCCUUCCAGUCGGCGGCCUUCCUGGCCAGCCGGCCCUCCCUGUCGGCCUUCACUCAGCGGCUGGCCCAGACGCAGGCUGUCGAGUUCCUGGGCGAGUGGCUCCUGAACCCGGGCAACCUCGCCUACCACCGCAUCUGCUCCAAUGUGUCUGACCCAGCCGUGAUAGGAGAUAAACACAAGUGGUACUCACAGAGACUGCUGCCCAUCAGCUAC
Molecule: messenger RNA, 2512 nt
Organism: Petromyzon marinus (sea lamprey)
Lineage: Eukaryota; Metazoa; Chordata; Hyperoartia; Petromyzontiformes; Petromyzontidae
Source: RefSeq, a predicted model, not a curated record